UGAAUUCAGUUCCAUUCACGAUCAGCUGGGUGCAGCAUUCAUCACAGAAAGACGAUCCUGCUACAAAAGCUUUGUAAAAUGCUUGUCAUUCUUCUUAUUGUUGUUGCUGUUCUGAACACUUCAAAAGCAAAGUUAAUCAUCACAGUUGAAAACAACAACAAAAGUCAAGUGACAGCCAUCACUCAAGGCAGUGACGUCAUCUUAAACUGCUCAUCGACAGUGAGAGAUAACGUCAGUGAAAUAGUGUGGUUAAAAAAUGACGACUUAAUUGAAAACAAAUUAAAGGCCUUACCCGCCAUCUUGAUGUUGCAUAAUGCGAGCAAAGAAGAAUCAAAUGGAAUUUACACAUGUUUGGACAAACGGAAUAAAGAAAGCUCUUCUUAUAAUCUAAAAGUUGACGAACGSCCGAUAAUCAGUUAUCUAUCCCCAAUUGGCUUAUGCCCGUUCUAUUUCCAUYCUCCCAUCCAAGAAAAGACUCUAAYAUGCGAAGCUAGCGGUUGGCCGACACCUGACGUUUAUUGGAAGAAUAAUCUAUCUGGUGAAACCGUCAAUUCAUMCAUCCUUAAAAUCAAUGAAAAUAACGUAAAAAACUACAUAGGUUCCAACACAUGCUACGCGAGAAACCGAGCAGGGACAGAUAAAGAAGAUUGCUAURUAGACAGAACAGUAGAAUAUACAAACCCACCGGCUCCAGGUCCUAAGAUUACAUCCAAAAAAAACAGGACGGUUGUUGGUUAUCGCGGUSSCACUGUGUCAUUCGCGGUGAAAACAAGUCGCACACCGUACCACGUAAUAUCGCAAAGCUGGUCGUUUAGUGGUAAACAGCUGCAGCAAGGACUCAAAUAUGAAAUAUCASAUACUACCGACAUACAGUAUGACAAAGCUGAAUUUCAAUUGAYUGUGAAAAAUUUGUCUAGUAGCGAUUCGGGUAUCUACAAGCUCGCCGUUUUUACAAACAUUCCUCCACCAGCUGAGGCCUGGAUAAAAUUGGAAGUACGGCAACCAGAUAAAAAAGAUGUCGCUACAAACAAAGCAGWUACGCUUUAUCCCGAGUAUGCUAAGAUGUGGAUUCCAGUGGUGGUGUCAUCAUGUGUGGCCUUCGUCUUUGUGAUURUGCUYGGCUAUUUYUUGGUGAAAAGAAAAAAAUACGUGUUUUUUAAGGGAUUAAAGAAAGAAAUUCCAAAGUUUGAUGUCUUUAUUUCUUACUCAACCAGUGACUUUGACUGGGUGAGGCAGCAACUCAUUCCUCUGCUCGCUAAACACCAUAUCCGGUACUCAAUCCACAGUAAAGACUUCGAAAUCGGAAAAACAAUCGUGGACAACAUGGCUGACAGUGUGUACAUGUGCAAACAUAUCAUCGCCGUUCUGUCUGAUCGCUACCUGGAGAGUGCAUUCUGCCACACAGAGCUGGAUAUGGCGAUUUGCCGUUCGUGCAUCGACAAGAAACCAGCCCUGACAAUCAUUAAUCUCAACUGUGAUUUGCCAAAAAAAUACUCAAAACUAUCAAAGCAAAAUGUUCACUUUCAAAGUGUUCAAAWAGGUGAUGAUCGAUGGAAGGAAGAGUUGAUGCAUUAUGUGAAGUCUUGCAUCACUGAAAAAGUCUGAGGCGUAUCCCAUCUAUCGCGCAAGGACGAGAAGAUGCCUUUAUCGUGGGGGCGUAAACGCCAGAAGGUCGUAAGCAGGAGAAAUGAAAACGUUCUCUGUCAUAUUGAAAGAACCUAUAGUGCUAUACCUGAUGACGCUUUAUAAACACUGCAUGACGUCAUACUUGUAUGUAGUCGAGUUAGGACUUGAUUGGGCCAUUUGUAGACCUUAUGACGUCAUACAUGUAUUCAAGUACGUAUAAUUGUAGUUAUAAGGCUUGAUAGCUGUACCAUUUGUAGACCUUAUGACGUCAUACAUGUAUUCAAGUACGUAGUCGAGUUAGGACUUGAUAGGACUAGUUGUACCAUUUGUAGACCUUAU
Molecule: messenger RNA, 1965 nt
Organism: Exaiptasia diaphana
Lineage: Eukaryota; Metazoa; Cnidaria; Anthozoa; Actiniaria; Aiptasiidae
Product: hemicentin-1
Exons: 8
Coding region: 79-1605 (508 amino acids)
Biological process (GO): inflammatory response; immune response; toll-like receptor signaling pathway
Cellular component (GO): membrane
Molecular function (GO): transmembrane signaling receptor activity
Source: RefSeq, a predicted model, not a curated record